CACCAAUCCGCUUCCACUGGUGGAUGGGUGGGUUUUUCUGGACGCCUUCCAUGAUGUAGCCAAGUCUGACCUGCUCACUUCCUUCAUUUCUCUUCCAUUCAUCAAUUCCAUCCUGCUGCCUAUACUGUCUUCUUACUGACUCUUCAUCGUUCUGCGUGCGUCUGGCGCUGGUCUCUAAUAUGGCCGACAAGAACGAAAUCCCAGAGGUCGCGACAGAGUCGGAGCCCUCGGAGUCGGGCAAUAAUUUCAUCAACGCCUCGGGCCAUGCCCAAGAGUUGUCGCGACAAUUCAAUCUCGUGUCGCUCGCCGGCGUCGGGCUCGUUGUCGGCAACGUCUGGCCAGCAAUCGGAGGGUCGAUUCUGGUGGCCAUCUUCAAUGGUGGUCCACCUGGUGUGCUCUACGAGUUCCUUGUCGUGUCCGUCUUCUACUGGAUUGUGGCAGCAUGCAUCGCCGAGCUUGCCUCUGCUAUUCCAUCUUCCGCUGGUGUCUACCACUGGGCCUCGGUCACUCCCGGAAAGCGAUGGGGCCGUGUUGUGGGAUUCUUUGCCGGCUGGUGGAACUGCCUUGCGUGGAUUCUGGGUGCUGCGUCUAUGACGUCCAUUUUCUCUAAUACAGUCGUUCAAAUGUAUGCCCUGAAGCAUCCAGACUUCGUUUCUCAGCCAUGGCACGUUUUUGUCACCUAUAUUAUCGUUACGUGGAUCGCAUGCCCGAUUGUAUGCUUCUUCAACUCGGCUAUGCCACAUCUAAACAACGCGGGCAUCUUCUUCAUUCUCGCCGGGUUCCUGAUCACGAUCAUCGUGGUAACUGUUAUGCCAGGCCAGGACGGCCGACCGGGCCACGCAUCUUCAUCAUUUGUUUGGACUGAAUGGACUGCCGACAUCGGGUAUCCCAAUGGGUUUGUCUUCGUUGCAGGCAUGCUCAACGGGGCGUUCAGCGUGGGAACCCCAGACACCACAAGUCACCUUGCGGAGGAAAUCCCCUAUCCUCAGCGAAACGUGCCUAUCGCCAUUGCCUGCCAGAUGAGCAUCGGCUUCAUCACCGGCUUUUCCUACCUGAUCGCCAUCCUGUACGCGAUCAACGACUACGAUGCCCUGUUCAACUCCCCCUACCCGAUCGCCGAGAUCUACCGUCAGGCCACCGGCUCGGCCAGCGGCGCCAUCGGCCUCCUCACCCUCGUCCUCAUCUGCAUCGGCAUCUGCGUGUGCGGCCUGUACAUUACGUGUGGGCGGACGCUGUGGGCUCUUUCGCGAGACGGGGCCACGCCCUUCCCCAAGGUCUUGGGCAAGGUGUCUCAGAGACUCGGCAUGCCGUUCAACGCCACCAUCGUGUCCGCCAUCUUGGUGACAAUCCUCGGAGCCAUCUAUGUUGGGAGCACCACUGCAUUCAAUGCCUUUGUCGGAUCGUUCGUCCUGUUGUCAAGCUCCUCAUACAUCGCUGCGAUACUGCCCCAUCUCCUGACCAAGCGGCGUAACAUCGAAGUCUACGGCCCAUUCCACCUCAAAGGCGCCCUGGGCUUCAUCUUCAACUUCAUCGCCUGCGCGUACAUGAUGGUGUGGUUCGUCAUCUACUGCUUCCCGUACUACCUCCCGACGGACGCCCAGACGAUGAACUACGCAUGUCUCAUCUGGGGCGGCUUCACCAUCUUCGUUGCCGCAUGGUGGUUCUUCGGCGCGCGGAAGGGCUACCAGGGCCCGCCCAUGAUCACCGACGGCGGCAAGGUCAACUUGGCCGACACUUUGAAGAAGGUGGACAUUCAAGCCGUGAGGAACAACAGCCUGAAGGGUGUCUAAAAAAAGCGCGUUGAUUUAUUUGGACAGCUCACAUUGAGGGAGAGUUUCAACAUGUUUUCAUUAGAUCCCUUCUUGGCUCCUAUUUCUGCGUGCUGGCCGAUUCUCAAAGUGAGGUUUUGUGGGGGCUCAACGGCUUCCCAAGUUUCGUUCGUUCUACAGAAGAAUAUGGACCACCAUUACUCGGCCAACAGGCUUGGAUAUUGACUUCAUCCUUCAUGGGGAAAUCCAAUGGUUUCAGUGGCUGGCGGAAUGUGAAACGUUCAGAUUUCUGUAAUCCUUCUUCUUGGGUACGAUAAAAAGAAGAGAAGUGUGGGAAAUGGCAAAGGACUGUGCCCGUCGUAACCAGCUUGACUCUUACUGUGCUUCGGCAAGUUUUGGUCGUCUGGGGUCAGCAGUAUUUCACUUCAACAGUAUCAAAUCAGGCCAUCUCUUAAGUCCAGCUGGACUCGGCGUCUGUGAGCAUGAACGUCUGGAAGCCGUUGAUAUGAUAUUUGCAAUCCUAAGGCCAGCUUACUGCCAACAAAGCCUCUCAUAUCUUUCCACAAUCCUAGGCAGAUGAUUAUGGGCGUCGAUUCCAUGUUCUGACAAACCCCUUUCGUAUUUUCAGGCGACGCAUAUCAGCAUGCGACGACGGCUGCGAGGGUGAAGAAGGGCUGUAAGGAAAAGGACUCGAGAUCUUCGAUAGUCUUUGGAUAUCUGUGGCGCCCUGUCGAUUUGCACGCCGAGGACUCUUUAUCAGUUUGAUGUUUUAUUCUUGCUUGGGAUGGUAAACAAAUGUGGUAGAUCGCUAAUUGCCAGACGUCUUUGUUUUGCUCGGAACAACCGCUUGUAUCUUCUAUAACUACGCGUGUCCGAAUACCUCUCUGAAUAAC
Molecule: messenger RNA, 2662 nt
Organism: Cladophialophora immunda
Lineage: Eukaryota; Fungi; Ascomycota; Eurotiomycetes; Chaetothyriales; Herpotrichiellaceae
Exons: 8
Coding region: 180-1790 (536 amino acids)
Biological process (GO): amino acid transport; transmembrane transport
Cellular component (GO): membrane
Molecular function (GO): transmembrane transporter activity
Source: RefSeq, a predicted model, not a curated record